GAGAUGAAGCAGCUGGAUAUAUUUAGGCGCCCAACAUGUUUUUCUUACACGUAGUUCUGUCUUAUGUUGGUUGGGGCGAGGGCCUUUGUGUGUGGCCAUCUACAAUUCCAACCAAUGAAAUCAAAUUGUGCCCAGAACCCAGCAUCCUUAAAACUCCAAAACGCCUUGCCAAUGCAACCUGCAGUAACAGUCUUAACCAAAGAAUGAAAAUACGACCGGGCGUCCUGAAAAACAAACUACCACCCUCUUCUUGGCCCUCUCGGACGGAAUCCUCCGCCGGCACGGGGGCCUCGUGGCCCCUUAUUCCAGCCAUCACCGAAUCCUCCUCCCGGCCCCGUGGGAACAUGGCCCAUAUCGUCGUCCAUUUGCUGCACUCCUCUUCCAUGCCCGCCGCCACCUCCGCCGCCGCCCUGGUACCUCCCUCUCAUUUCCUUGGGGAAAGAUUCGUACGCCUUUCUCAUCUGGGCGAAGCCCAAGUGCAUUUUGCCAAAGAAGUGAUCGGCCAAACGCCUGUCAUUGUCCAGCCUGCUGAGAUAGGCACCGCACACAUCGCACACCUGCAGCUUCUGAUGUCCCGAUGGCCCAGACGUCUCACUCAGCGCCUUAAGCUCCUUCUCUUUGUCUGCCUUGGCCGCUUGGGCGUGUCGAACCUUGUAGUACUCGUCGUAAGCUCUUCCUACUUCUCCCGUUUCAGCCAGAAUCUCCACCUCCAGGAGGCCAUUCGCGAUUGUUGAGCCGAGGUCAGAGAUAGCCUUCAACAGCGCGUUGGUUUGCCGGACUUCAUCAGGCGUCUUUUCUAAGCGUCGCUGGAGUGUGUCGAUGUUACGGUUGCAGGCAUCGAUUCGCGAAGACAGGUCGCGCAGGUAGUCGUGCUCGAAGCCGAGUUUCUUCUUUUCGGGGUCUGGGAGGGAGUCGUACUCUUGCUUGAGCGGCUCGGAGUGGACGCGAGGGCAGGGGCCAAGAUCUGCCUUUGUGUUGGUGAAGAGGUCGUGGGGACAGGUGCCGACGAGAUAGGAUCGGCAGACUUUUGGGUCGGUUAAGGGAAGCUGGGCGGCGCGGGUGGUGAGGUUGGAGCCCAUCAGCUGCUCUAAAGGAGAGUUAGUGACAUGGAGGGAGGCAAGGAAGAAUAACGAUAGGACGGGAUGAGGACUGACCAAGAAGCUUUCGUUGUUCAGCUGCCAUGGUUCCGGCCGGCUUUGGGAACAGACAGGCAAAUAUCUAAUGGGAAAGAUUGAAUGUUGUAAGUGACGCGAGGUCCAGGUAUCAGAAAGAUAGCGAUGAAAAGCGCUGACAACUGGCUUGUAUGCUGUGCUGAUGUCGACGUCAAGGUGUGGCUGGGAUGCUUUUUGGAAAAUAAAUUGAUGGUUGAGUUCAGCCGCGCUGCAAGGCUGGCGUUGCUGGAAAAUGCAACACGCUGGGAGAUGUGGGGUCCCCCCGUUACUAUGGGGCUCUAAUUGACCCCUGGGCGCCGCUCGGUGUCUGACAGUGGCCGUCAUCUCGUGCGUGCGUCGCGACAGCUAAGACACACACCUACGAUGCACUGGCUUCUUGGUCCCUGAAAUACAUCAAACAUUUUGUCUUCUCUUGUACCUUAUGUGUUGCCCGGCGCCAAUGGACGGACCGCCGUGAUUGUUGGGAAAAUGCGUCAACUAUUUUCCUUCGCUUUGCUCUCGUUUGUUUCCUUUUCCUCUCUUCUUUCUUCAGCAUCUGCCGCCGCGGCAGACUACCACGAACAGCUCGUCCUUCGACCACUGCCUCUGUCGGCACUUUUAGCAAGUUUCAAUUUCCGAUCCAACACUUCGCUCUCCGAGUUUGAAGCGCACAACUUCCGAUUCUUCCCUCGAUCGCUCGGACAAAUUCUCCAACAUGCCGGCACCCAAGAGCUGCACCUGAGGUUUAGCCUGGGGAGGUGGGAUUCCGAGAGCUGGGGCGCGAGACCAUGGGGCGGCGCCAGAGAAGGGGGAACAGGCGUCGAGCUGUGGGCUUGGCUACAAGCUGCGACUGACGAGGAGGCCGAUCACAAAUGGCUGACGCUGACGAAUGCGCUCUCUGGCCUUUUUUGCGCCUCGCUCAACUUCAUCGAUGGCACUCGAACCACCCGACCCGUUAUGUCCUUCCAGCCCGAGGGCGACCAUCCGAAUAUGACUGCCGCCGACACACAUUUGCUCUAUGGCGUUCUGCCCCAUGAGGUGGUGUGCACCGAGAACCUUACCCCUUUCCUGAAGCUUCUACCAUGCAAGGGCAAGGCGGGCAUUGCCACCCUGCUCGAUGGACACAAGCUGUUUGAUGCCUCAUGGCAGAGCAUGGCUAUUGAUGUCAAGCCUAUCUGCCCCGCCGGUGCAGAGUGCGUCUUGCAGAUCGAGCUGACCAUAGAUAUGGUCCUUGAUAUUGACCGGUCCAAACGGCCGAGGGGUAACCCGAUUCCUAGGCCCCCUCCCGGCCAUGAGCUCCCCUGCAAUACCUCGAAAUCGUACCACGCGCCCGACACGUGCUUCCCGACCGAUCACCAGGCCAACCAAGACUGGACGCUGUCCCAAAUCUUUGGCAGAACGAUGAAGGGAACAUGCCCCUUGACAGACCCAGCCGUUCCACCGGUUUGCCUCCAUGUUCCGGAUUCGCGCAGCGUUUUUCACUCCGAUGGCGUCCUCGAAAAGAAGAAUCUCGACCGGGUUUCGCGCUGCUUUGAGAUUCAGCCAGACGUUGAUUUCGAGAUUGUGCUGCCGGCCCCGGAAGAUGAGUUAGCUGUUGUCGUCAAACCAGAGACUCCUUUACUAUACGCCGAGCGUAGCUUCACGGGUCAUGGCCAGGAACGCGGUGGUGUGCAAACCAUCCUACACAACCCAAGUCCCGACACGGAAGUCGAGUUUGUCUACAUGGAGUCUCUUCCGUGGUUCAUGCGCAUCUACCUGCACACCAUGUCCGCUCGCAUUCAGGGGCAGACCGCCAAGGACGACUCUUUGAUCAAGGAGGUCUACUAUCGCCCGGCUGUCGACCGCGCAAGGGGCACGCAGCUUGAAGUGCGCAUGCGCGUCCCGCCAGCAUCCACUGUCUUCUUGACUUACGACUUUGAGAAAUCCAUUCUCCGAUAUACCGAAUACCCUCCGGAUGCCAACAGAGGGUUUGAUGUUGCGGCUGCCGUCAUUACCAUUUUGAGCCCGGCUGCCUACAACCUCCGAACCACGUCCUUGUUGUGCAGUUUGCCGACCCCGGAUUUCAGCAUGCCAUAUAACGUUAUCAUUUUUACUUCUACAGCUAUCGCACUGGCAUUUGGAGGCAUGUUCAAUAUCCUGGUGAGGAGGUUCGUGGCUGCGGAUGAAGGGCCUGAGGUGGGUCUGGCUGCGCUCAAGAAGAGGAUUCAGGGGCGUGUUGGUUUGUUGGUGGAAAAGCUCAAGAAGGGCAAGACUGGCAACGUCUCAGAUGAAUCAGGCACAAAACCUGACAAGUUUGAGACCGUUGACACGGCCCAAAGCAUAGAGGGAGCUUUGAAGGAGUGAAGACGUAGAGGGGCCUUGGCACUAUGCAAAUAAUAGAACAGGUGGUCCAACAAUUGCCUGAACCAUCCUCGGGUGUUCACACUUGCCACCACGCAAGCUUUACCACGGUUCGAUGCGGAACAGCACUCAAGUCCGGCGCAUGUCCUGCUUGGCAAGAAUCACCCAAGAUUAACAUCAGCGAAAACUCCAAGCGGUGUGAAGAGCACGUAGAGCACCUUGAAGGAAUUUAGGAGGUAGAAUGUCCGCAAAUGAAAUGGACGCCGUCGAUUGUUUCCAGAAAGAGUGUUAUAUCCAAUGCCGCUGUAUCCAAC
Podospora pseudocomata is the source of this 3805-nucleotide messenger RNA. It is a transcript of the gene GPI16, whose product is annotated as Subunit of the glycosylphosphatidylinositol transamidase complex-like protein. Lineage: Eukaryota; Fungi; Ascomycota; Sordariomycetes; Sordariales; Podosporaceae. The record is from RefSeq and is a predicted model, not a curated record. Gene Ontology annotation, cellular component: GPI-anchor transamidase complex. The transcript is spliced from 4 exons. Gene Ontology annotation, biological process: attachment of GPI anchor to protein. Bases 1641 to 3494 code for a protein of 617 amino acids.